UCCUGUCACAAAUUAUUCACGUGCGCUCUCGAUCACCAACCACUUCCUGCGCGAUCCAGCAAAUCCGGACCCGAAAUCCCCGCAAAAAUCUGUACCCCCGUGACGCCAUGGCAGCCAAAGACGACAAGAAGACUCCAGCGAAACCAACCCCAACUCCUGCUCCAACCCCUUCCACUGCCGCCACCGCAGCCAAGCCGCAGGACAAAGAUCAAAAACCGGCCGCAACCGCCGAACCGGAAGGUUUCUCGCUGGUUAUCAUCGUCAAGUCGGUCGAACUGCUGGACAAUGACGAGGGUGGCCGGAUCAGCAUCGCGAUGCAGGUGGGAAAGGACCACAAGGUGACCGUUGAGGGCACCGUUGCCGAGUUGAACGAGCGACGUUCCGGCAACUCGGUGAGCAUUCCGUUGAAGAGUCCGGCGGAGUUUAAGAAGUUUUUGGGUAGCAACGAGCUGAAAAUUGCCAUUCGGGAUGGGAAGGCGAAAGAGUUGGCCAAGGCAGCGAUUUCGCUGGAGAAGUUGGGUAUGUUUGAGCCGCCGAACUUUGUGGCCACGAUCGUUCCGUACACGGUGAGUCUGGACCAGGACAAGUACGUGGUGGGUACGAUCAAGUUGAUUUUGAAGACUGAUCGGGUUCGGUCGGUGAUUUGCUUGACGGCUGAGGAUGAGGCCGUUCCGGCUACGAGCAAGGAGACCAAAGAGGAGGACACCGUGCUGUACGUGGUGAACGAUGCUCCGGAACGUCGCAGUGUCGAUCUUCGGGAGGAGAAAAUGCGGCAGCUACUGAUUUGUGGCAAGUGUGACGCGCUCAAAAGUCCCAGCGAGGUCAGCUACCAGUACGAGCUGAUCGAUGGGAUUCUGGUGAACCGAGAGCUUCCCCGGAAGGAUCCCGACCUGGACGCGAUCAAGCGCAAGAUCGAACAAAUUGAACGGGAGGCGUUGCUGUAUCCGCUGGGGAAGGAGCAGCCAGCGUCGCCGCUGAAAGAGCCGGAACCGCACCGGUUUUGCAAAGUCUGCGGAGGAGAGUCGAUUACCGGGAAAACCUGCGACUCGGUGAUUCCGCGGCAUUCGUCGAUGGUUCCGGAACCAAAUUUUGCUGUCGGAGCAAAGUACGAUGACUUCAGACCGCAACAGAUUUCUCCGACUAAAUGUCAUCAUGACCCGAACAUUCUGUGUCCGCAGUCGGUUGGCGUAAGACCGCAACAACCAGCGGAAGCUCACCAGAAACCUCCGUUCCAUUGUCAACAUGACCCCAACUACCUUUGUCCGCAGUCUGUCGGAGUUCGGUAUGUGGUUCUUAUCGUUUCUGUCAUCUUUCGCUCACAAUUACCAUUUCCCAAAAGAUUCUGCCAACGCUGUGGCCUCAACCUGGACUGGCUCCCGCUGCACAGCAUCUGCCCCAAGUGUGGCCACCAACCUUUUUCAGCAGCUCCCCCCACUGCCCCCCAACCGACCCCCACCCGAACCCACGAGCUAACGCCCAGUCGACUGGAUUCGUGGAUGAAAGACUUCGAGUUCACCGAACCCACUCCCCUUCCCCGUCGAACUUCUGCGGGGACGCUCCGAUCGACCUCGCUGGACAUUCGACCCUGUCCGAUGUGCCGGCUGCGGGGCGGAUGCUGUCCGGAUUGUCAGAAACGAAUUGGCACUGCUGCGGCAAAAGUUGACCCGAAGCCAAACUCGACAACGACGCAGUCUUCAACGUCGGACUCGGAGAUGAUGGCCCGGAGGGUUUCGAGCGAACGCCCAAAGACGCGACAAUCGCUGCGGGAUCGAUUCAGCGGGUUUCCGCAGAAGUUGAGCAAGGCCACGCGGACGUCACUGCUCCGGAAUGUGUACGGGGAUGGCAAGGAGGAUCAAGGGCGGAGACGCAGCUCGAACGUUUCGCUGGAUGUGGAAGCGAUUUUGAAGCAAUCGGACGCGCAGAAGCGAAAGUUCAUCACGGAUGGCGUGCAGAGCGUUGAGCUGCGCAAGGUCGAGUCCAAAACCGGGAAAGAUCAAGGUUGUCCGCUGCACAGUGCGGUGGGGAUCCGGAGGAAUCACCGGGCCAUGCUGCGACGUGCGAAGAAGCAGAACCGGGGAAAAUUCUCGUACGCGUACGGCAACCGACAUCCGGGAAUCGUGAUGGGUCACUGCGAGUGCGACGCCCGCCAGGGUCCCGUUCCGCCACACAUGGGCUGGCAGUGGGACGUCCAAACGCUAGGCAUCGGCCGGAUCCGCAAAGGGUGGCGUCCGGGCGCGAUCCGCAAGCCGAUCAAAGAACUGAUGCAACACUUUUUGGUGAGCUACCCGCUAGACAACGUUCCAGUAAGCCGCAGGAGAGCUGCUAAACGUUCAGCGGGUGAAGACCAACCCCCAUCAUCUGGUAAACAAAAACCAACGCUUCAGAUCGUCAAGCGGAACGGCGAGUACAUCAUCGAAAUGAACCCGCUGAAGGAUUCGGACACCCUGAAAACCACCCAAAAUCCCUACCUCCCAUGCGAACCGAUACGCUUCAAACUCGCAAAAGAUCCCAAAACCGCCAAGCUCCACCAGCUCCGACAAGCACUCAAAGUCCGUUUCAACCUGUGCGAGUGCAAAGACCUCGAAUCGUGCACCCACCGACACGACAAAGAGAAGAAAAUCUUCCAAAAAGAACUUCGCAAGUUCUCCAAGCGCCUCGGCCUCCCGAAAGCAACCUCCGUCAAAGACCUCCCGUCGGAGAGCGAAUCCGAGCUCGAUCUGGAGUUCACUCCGCCAUCGGCCCUGCUGGCGUCCGGAGUGCGCAAGCCGGACGUGGUUUGCACCGAAACUCAGUACUGCGAGGAGGAUUACAAGGUGCGCGUUCCGGCGGACAAGGUCAAGUGCCAGCCGGGUCGUGAAGAUUCACGCGAUCUCGCUAAAGCAUCGCGCGGCAAACCGGGACGGGCUGGUGCGGACAAGGCCGGCGAUGGAAAGGGGGGCAAAGGUGGCAAGACUGGAAAGGGAAAAGGUUCCCAAGGUGAUUCCAAAGCGGUUGGAUCGAAGCUUGCGGGGAAAGGAGCUGGCAAGGGAGCGGCCGGAAAGGGGGCAGAAACUGGCGGUGGAGACAAUUCUAAAACGCGUGUUGGAGGCAAGACGGGUUCCAAGACUGGAGUCGGAGCGGGAUCGAAAACCAAAAUCAGCGACGCAGCCAAGAAUAAAUCGGGAAAUGCGCUUCAAAAAGAUGGCGGACAGGCGGUGAAAUUUAAGAACGUUGAGAAGCGCGCCUUCAUCUCCAAAGGAUGUGGUUUGCCGCCGGUGACGACCUGCUACAACCAGGCUCCCUGUGGCGUUUUGGCUUCGGUUCCUCCUGCGGCGUGUUACAAUCCAUGCUACACCAUGUGUCCGUACUAGUUUAGUUUGAUGAUGGCUGGUGAUGAAAUUCUAAA
Messenger RNA from Culex pipiens pallens (northern house mosquito), 3385 nucleotides. RefSeq lists its product as uncharacterized. The record is from RefSeq and is a predicted model, not a curated record. Lineage: Eukaryota; Metazoa; Arthropoda; Insecta; Diptera; Culicidae. The transcript is spliced from 4 exons. The coding region runs from base 108 to 3350 and encodes 1080 amino acids.